Diversispora eburnea is the source of this 381-nucleotide messenger RNA. Lineage: Eukaryota; Fungi; Glomeromycota; Glomeromycetes; Diversisporales; Diversisporaceae. The record is from the annotation of a GenBank genome assembly.
AUGAGAGUUAUUAGCACUGAGAAGGCACCUGCUGCUAUUGGACCUUAUUCUCAAGCCAUAGUUGCAAAUGGUUUUAUCUUUGUUUCGGGUCAAAUUCCAGUUGUUCCAGCUGUUCCAGGCUCAAUCAUCAGUGAUGAUAUCAAAGAACAAACGCAUCAAGUAAUUCGCAAUCUUUCAAACGUUUUACAAGCCGCAGAUAGUUCUCUUUCAGAAGUUGUUAAGACUACAGUUUUUCUCAAAGAUAUGAAUGAUUUUAUGGCCAUGAAUGAAGUUUAUAAGGAAUGUUUUGGAAACCAUCAACCUGCAAGAGCGUGUGUUGAAGUGGCGAGAUUGCCCAAAGACGUGAAAGUUGAAAUUGAAGCAAUUGCACAAAUAAAAUAA